Molecule: messenger RNA, 4038 nt
Organism: Frankliniella occidentalis (western flower thrips)
Lineage: Eukaryota; Metazoa; Arthropoda; Insecta; Thysanoptera; Thripidae
Gene: Zdhhc8
Product: palmitoyltransferase ZDHHC8
Exons: 8
Coding region: 365-2413 (682 amino acids)
Biological process (GO): protein palmitoylation
Molecular function (GO): palmitoyltransferase activity
Source: RefSeq, a predicted model, not a curated record
UCGUUUUUCUAGUUGUUGUUUUUUUAGUUGUUAUUUUUUCUCCUAUCGAUGCUGUCGGUCGAAAGUGUGCGAUAGAUCGUGCGGAACAGAGCGGUGAUGUGUGUGCGUUUCUCGGGCAAAUCGCAGGAUUAGCACUCCUUUUAUCAGAUGCCCCUAGUGAUUAAGUCAGAAUAUUCAAGUGUUCGAUGAUUGAAGUACUCUCUGUGAAAUUUGACAUGCCUCAACUGCGCUCCCAGCGUGAAUUGGAAGUUGCCAGUCCUCACUGAAAGAUUGUCUGUUCUGUUACCCCACGAAGCGGCCAUGUUGAUUUGUAGCUAGCAGAACACUUAAUGGUUAUUUCACACAACUAGAAAACCUCAACAGAAUGCCCAAAUGCAACCUCAAGACCAGAUACAUACCUGCUACCUUUGCCUGGACCCUCCUCCUUGUUGUAACAGCUCUCUUCUUCUAUUUCCCGUGCCAGUAUUAUUAUCAACAUUUGCGAUGGAUUCCUCCACUUCAAGCUGUUAUGACAUUUUUUGUGAUAGCCAAUUUUACACUUGCAACAUUUAUGGACCCUGGAGCAAUACCAAAAGCCCCUCCUGACGAAGACAAAGACGAUGAUUUACGCUCCCCACUUUAUAAAAAUAUAGAGAUAAAUGGGAUUACUGUUCGGAUGAAAUGGUGUGUGACAUGUAAAUUUUACCGCCCUCCCCGAUGUUCACAUUGUAGUGUUUGCAACCAUUGUAUUCAUACAUUUGAUCAUCACUGCCCUUGGGUCAACAACUGUAUUGGCCGUCGCAACUAUCGUUAUUUCUUUUUCUUUUUGGUCACGCUUAGCGCACAUAUGGCCAGCAUAUUUUCACUCAGCUUAGGAUAUGUUCUUUUCCAUAAAAAUUCUCUCCACCAAAUAUCUGUUAUUGUUUCUAUGAUCAUUAUGGGUGUCAUUGUCCUUUUAUUCAUUCCCAUAUAUGGUCUCACGGGAUUCCACAUGGUGCUUGUUGCAAGAGGACGAACUACAAAUGAACAAGUAACUGGAAAAUUCAAGGGCGGGUAUAAUCCCUUCUCUCGAGGCUGUCUUGGUAAUUGUUUUUAUUCAUUAUGUGGACCACAGUAUCCUAGUCUUAUGCACCCUAAAAAGUAUACUGGCAAAAGGAAAAAGCAUGCUCAACCAACUAUAGCUACAGUUGAAAAUGGUGAAAAUCAAGUGAAAACAUACAUGGACAACAGCAAUGGUGUAAGAAAUCCCAGCUCUAAUGCAUAUAAUAAGCAACCCAAGGUGCUGGGACAUUCAACUUUGGAUUCUUUGUCGCCGGGUCGAGAUGGGUCAGACACUGACAUGGAGCCCACAGCAUCACAAUCUCAGGACUGUGAACCUACUCCACCCUUGCAGCGACAUGGUUCAAAAAACAACUUUUAUCUUCCAUCUGUGGACACCUCUGGACAAGGAGGUGAUUCUCCUCGGCAUCCUCUGCAACUACGUGGAGGAUAUGGAAUGCGCAACAGCCCUCAUCCUACACCCCAUCCGCUAGCACAGCAGCACCAAAGGCCUUCAUCUAGAAGUCACACACCAGACCCUCUCUCACCCAGUCCUACAAUGCAACAAAGGGUCAAAGCUAUUGGAGUUGCAACACCACUUGCCAUGUCCAGCCCUGUUCGCAGGUCCAAUCCCGGUACUCCAACACAAGCUAGACGCCCAGACUUCAUCAGUGUUGGGGGUGCACCCCCUAUGUACUAUGAAAUCCAGUCACAGCCGAUGGUUCACCAAGGUGGAGGACCUCCUCAGGGUUAUGUCCAAAAUAAUUAUCCUCAGCAAGGAUAUACUCAUUCAGCUUAUAGUCAAGGUGGCUAUGGCAGCCCACAACGACGAUUCUUAUCUGAGGGCGAGUUGGUGAGGCAGGGAGAACUUGCUGCUUACUCAAGAGCUAACAAUACCUCAGAUAAUAUACGUGAGUUAGCUGGCUCUCCACAGCGCGGUGUCUAUAUGUGGAAAGAUACGCCUUCCAACAGUUAUACACAUCAGCAGCAACAGCAGGCUCGCAUGCCUGGCCCAUCAGGGCCUUAUGAUUAUUAUCGAUCAACUCCUACAAGUCCAACUCAGCAGCAGCAACAACAACAGUUGCAGCAACAGCAAUCGCAGCAGCAGCCACAGUAUAGACCAGCACACUAUCCACCUGUUAGAGGUGGUGUGCCCGUGCUACCUCCUGCACAAUCUCCUCAGCUCAAACGCAAAAAUAUGGCAACUCCGACCACACCUACCUCAUGUGAUGCUCGCCGUAGGCCCAUGUCAUUUGUCAGGGCGUUAGAAAUGUCAGACUCUAUGGAAAAUAAUUCUAAUGCUGCUGGUACUCCUCGUACUGAACACAGAAGGGGAACCACGCCCACACCUGACAGAGCCAGUGUAUAUGACAUGAACUACGAGAUCUCAGUUUAGGGAAUGUAGUCAGCCUCAUGAAAUGUGUCCAGCAGCGAGUCAUGUCCUGGCGCAAUCUCCAUAUUUUUAUUCUGAAAUUAUUUUACAUACCAUAUAGACUAAAUAUUAUUUAUUUUAUCUUUGUUUAGUUUUUUAUGUGAUUCAUUGACAUACCGGAUAGAGCAUUAAUGCCCAAUCUUGUAUCAUAUUGUACAAAUACAAAUUUGUCCCACACAUUGAGUGGAUAUAUCUUGCCUUCCCACUCUGUAUAUAAUGAUAGUUAAUUUUAAAAUGUUGAUGUGCAACUAAUGUUGUGUGAUUAUUAAUGGAAUGCAAUCUGUACAUUUAUUAAAAUUUUUGCAACUAAUGUUGUGUGAUUUGAGAUUUGUAAUCAAAUGAUAUCUGUACACUUAUUUAGUUACACAGAUUGAAGUGUUGUUAGCAAGCCAAGAAACAGUAAUCAAAUGUCUGAUUUUGUAAAUUAAGAAAUGAAAUUACGUAUGUUGAUAGUGACCCAUCGAAGGGUUGUAACUGUGUUCCUGACUGUUUUCCCCAAACUGUUCCUCUUAGAUAAUCUUUGUUAAUUCCCUGGAUGUUACAUGGUGUGUUAUAUUUGUUUCAUGUGCAAGUAUGUUUAUGGAAAUCGCCAAAUUGUUACACAAAGUUACUGAUUUUAGAAGAGACAUUUCAAACUUCUGACAGAUGUUGAAUGUUAACCCCCAAUGCCCAUUUAGACAUUGAGUGGGAACACUGUACCUGGCUUCCUGUAGAAUAGUUUUCCUGUUUUGUACUUGCCCCCCCCCCCCCCCCCUAUUUUAUGUGUUUGUGUAGCUUUACGUACUACAAUGACUAAAUUUUGGGAUCUAGCUUUAUUGGAAAGUGCCAAUGUUUUGCAAUAUUCAACGAACUUAGUUUCAAUCAUUUGCAUCAGGAACUUUUCUUGUGUCUAGUACCAAAUCCCUUUCCUUAUAAGACAACUUUGUUAGUGUCAAGUGAGUUUCAACUUCCUAAUUUUGUUGUCUUUUAACUGACUAUAAAGAAUCAUUGAGCAGUAUUAGAUAAAAGUGAUUUCCUUUAUACCCAUGGUCAAUUCAUUUCAUAACUAAGGAAAUUGCAAAGCAAAUUUUGGCACUACUAAUAAAAAUGAUAAUGUAUAGAUUAUCCAUUAACUCACUGGUUCUAAGCUGAAUAUGACUUCCCUGGUUGGUUUGGACAAGCUAAUGUCCAACUGCCUGAUGAUUGUGGAGCCUAUUUCAUACUAUUCACUACAGUUAGCCUGUUCAAAAUUAGCAUGUUCCUUUCAAAUAACACUAACUGAAAAAAAAAAAAAAUUUCAACAGGUUUUAUGGAAAUUCAAAAGUUUGGAGGGAAUCAAGUCAAUAUCAUUUUUUUAGUGUUAUGUACUUGGACUAAACUUUAAGUAACAGAAAUAUGGGGAACUCCUAAGGGACAAACUCUGGGAUGGUUUUUGUGUGUUUUGUCUGGUGCCAGAUUCUCACUAGUCAGGGAGGAGGGAGCAAAUAUGGGCUGAGUUAUUAACUCCAAUUUUUAAAAUAAAAAAUUUUACCACUUGGAAAAAUGUCUUUUCUCUUGAUCUAUUAAUGUACAAUCUUUCCAAAAAUAAAAUGUUUUGUAUUUAAAUUUCA